AUGGCGUAUAAAAGCGCUGGCGCCGCGUCAUGGCUUUUCCGGUCGCUUGUUCUAUCAGGUAUCUUCUUACAGGUCGGGGCAGCAGGUGUACCGCUUGACCUGGACAACGAUGAGUCAAUCAAAUCGGCGGCCAGCAGAGUCGCCUACGACUUGGUGACGUUCUACACGGGCAACGACACGGGAGAUGUUCCUGGAAACCUGCCAGAUCCAUACUACUGGUGGGAGGCCGGGGCGUUUUUUGGGGCACUGGUCAAUUAUUGGGCUUUCACCGGAGACACAACCUACAAUGCGAUCACCGUCCAAGCUCUUGAACAUCAAGCUGGCCCCAAGGGAGACUUUAUGCCAUUGAACCAGACCUAUACCGAGGGCAACGAUGACCAGUCUUUCUGGGCCAUGUCAGCGAUGAUGGCGGCUGAGCGAAACUUCCCCCACCCCGUCGCCUCGGAUCUCGACUGGCUGGGCAUGGUGCAAGGUGUAUUUAAUCAACAAGCUCACCGAUGGGAUAACUUGAGCUGUAAUGGUGGACUCCGCUGGCAGAUCUACACGUGGAACGCGGGAUACGGCUACAAAAACACCAUCUCGAACGGCGGCUUCUUUGAUCUUGCCGCGCGACUGGCCCGAUACACCGGCAACACCACAUAUGCCGAUUGGGCUGACAAGGUUUGGGAUUGGUCGGAAGCCGUCGGGCUGAUCACUCCAGAUUUCCAAAUCUACGAUGGUACAACAGAUGUAUCCAACUGUUCUUCGUAUGACCGCACGCGGUGGAGCUACACCGGUGGUAUUUGGCUUCAUGGGGCUGCCGUCAUGUAUAACUAUACUCUGUCCCUCUCCGCGGGCUCCCCUUCCGGUUCAUCUGUCAAGUGGAGAACGCGACUGGAUGGGCUGCUCGUGGCUGCCAAUCACUUUUACUCCAAGGACCCCAAUGGCGCUCAAGUCAUGCACGAGCCUCCAUGCGAGUCCAUCAAAAGGUGCAACGUGGAUCAACUGUCCUUCAAGGCAUAUCUAUCCCGUUGGCUGGCCGAUGUCAUUCAACUAGCUCCUCAUACGUACGACGAGAUCACGGCCAAGGUUCGUUCGACCGCAAAGGCUGCCGUGGGUCAAUGUCUGGGAGGGAAAACCGGGACUUAUUGUGGCCAUCAAUGGUCGAGCGGCAAGUACGAUGGGACCAUUGGCGUGGGCCAGCAGAUGGGUGUUCUGGAGGUUCUUCAUGGACUUCUCGCAUCCAAAAUCAGCGGUCCCCUCACCGCACACACUGGGGGUACCAACGAGGGUAACAGUUCCGCUGGCACAGCUCCGGACGAAACGGAUACGGAGAUCUUAUUCUCUGUUAUCACGACGGGAGACAGAGUCGGUGCGGCGUUUCUGACCACCCUCCUGGUCGGUUUGAUACUCUCUGCGAUCUACGUGAUGAUUAAUUGA
Messenger RNA from Penicillium oxalicum, 1419 nucleotides. RefSeq names its product glycoside hydrolase family 76 protein. Gene Ontology annotation, biological process: carbohydrate catabolic process; fungal-type cell wall biogenesis. The transcript has 3 exons. Gene Ontology annotation, molecular function: mannan endo-1,6-alpha-mannosidase activity. The coding region runs from base 1 to 1419 and encodes 472 amino acids. NCBI's taxonomy places the organism in Eukaryota, Fungi, Ascomycota, Eurotiomycetes, Eurotiales, Aspergillaceae. The record is from RefSeq and is a predicted model, not a curated record.